AUGAGUGAGGAUUAUACAUAUGGUGAUAUUAUUGAUGUGGAAUUUAUAAUUAAGUCUAUUGCCAUUUGUAUUAAAGAAGAAACCUCGAAAAUUAAAAGUCAAUUUUUAGUAGAAAUAAAUAUAGAACCGGGUUUUUUUAAUGAAAAUUUAUAUUCAAACAUUAAUUUUAAUUCAGAGGAUGCCAAAGAACUCUUUGAAGAAAGUUAUAUAGAUAGUAAUGAUGAUAAUAAAUCAAAUAUCCAAUUUAAAACUGACUGGUUUGAUUCAUUAGAAAAACCUACUUUUGAAUCUCUAGAUUUAUUUUAUUCUGAUGUAUCUGGUAAUAUAAAAGAAUGUGCAAUGAAUUUUAAAAUGAAAUGUUCAAUAAUUCUCCCUCAAUGGAUUACUAAAACAGCUAAAGCUAUUUAUAGUAAAUUAGAAAAAAAGGAAGAUUUCAAUGAAUUUUUAUUAUCAAAUCUAAGAAUGGUAAUUACUGUGUGGUAUAAUAAUAAAGAAAAAGAGAUAUCUUCAAUUUCAGCAAAAGAGAUUGGUUAUUGUAGUAUUUGUCUAUCAGAUCCACUAAUGUUAUCUCCAAAUGCAUUUUAUUUUUUAACUAGUACACAAGAUGAUAAUUUUUUAUAUUUAGACCAAAACUUAAUGAGUAUAAAUGAUAAAUGUACAAAUGGAAUAAUUAGGGGAAUGUUAACAUAUUAUCCAAGGAUUAUUCAUAAUAAUAGAAAAUUUAAUAAUACUAAGGAGAAGUAUUUCAUGAAUAUUCCAAAUAACCAAUCGAAAAUAAACAAUAUGAGAAGUGAUAAACAAAAUAUAAUAUCAACUAGUAAAAAACAUAAAAUAAAAGAGAAAUUGAAAAGGUCUAUUAAUGAGCUUAUGAAAGAUAAUUUAAGUUACAAUAUGAAUUCAACUAGUAAUAUAUAUACUGAAGAUUAUAGUAUAUACCAUUGUAUUCCUUUAAUGUGGGAAUAUAUUGAUGAUGAUGGGAAUAUACAAGGACCUUAUAAUAGUAUAGUGAUAAUGAGUUGGAUAAUCAAAGAUUAUUUUGAAGAAGAUAGACUUUUUAGAUUAUGUGUUAAUACACACGAAGAUCAUCCAUAUACAUCACAUAUAUCUUUUGAAAGUAUAAAAUAUGAAAAUAAUUGGGCAAAACUAUCAGAAUAUAUUGAUAUUAUUAAGGCUGAUGUAAUACGAAUGUUCCCAAUUCCUAAUAAAUAUGCAAGUAUUUCAAUGAAAAAUAAUUUUGAAGAGAAAAAUCUUUAUAAAGAAAAUAAUAAUAUAAGUGAAGAACAAAUUAAAUCAGAUAUUCAAAUAAGAUACAAAAACAAGAUCAUUAAUGAUGAUCUUAAACCUUCAUUAAAUCAUUUUCAAAAAAAUGAAAAAGAUACAAUAAAUACUAAUUUUAAUUUUUUAGAUUCAAAUGAUGAAUUAUAUAGCAAAUUUCACUUAAAAAGAAAUACUCCAGAAUUUAUUGAAGCUAUUAAACUUUUAAAAAAUAAAAUUGAGAGGAUAACUUCAGAAUCAUUUAAACAAUUUAAGGAUAACCAUAAUAAAGAAUUUGUUUCAGAUAAUACAGGAAAUUUUGUAAAAGAACAAGAUAUAAAUAUUUUUUCAAAUAUAAAUUUGAAUAGAGUUAAUUUAAAUAAAGUAGAUGAUCCUAUAAUAGAAGAUAUUGAAAAGUCAAUUUUCGAUAGGAGUAAUAAUGAGGUCAUUAAACAAUGGUGUGUUAAAUAUGGUUCUAGAAUGGUGAUUGAAGCUUGUGUAAUUCGUAUUCAAUCAGCAUAUCGCAAUUAUUUAAGAAAAAAACAAGUAUAG
Messenger RNA from Cryptosporidium muris RN66, 1806 nucleotides. Its product is annotated as GYF domain-containing protein. NCBI's taxonomy places the organism in Eukaryota, Apicomplexa, Conoidasida, Eucoccidiorida, Cryptosporidiidae. The coding region runs from base 1 to 1806 and encodes 601 amino acids. Gene Ontology annotation, molecular function: protein binding. The transcript has a single exon. The record is from RefSeq and is a predicted model, not a curated record.